AUGGAGCAGGUGGAAGGAGAAAAAGACAAGAACGGGGAUUUAUUUGGUUAUUGUACAGGAGUUGCUGAAAACGAUGAAACAGCAACUACGGAAAGAAGAUUCCUCUCACCGUCUCCACGACUAGCGCAGCAAGAACGACAGCAAGGAGUUCUACAAAAGGAACGAAAGAGGAAAAUACUAGCCCAAGAUCAGAUCCGGAAGCACGUAUUCGCUGGUGCGCAUCUUUCAAACAAGGAGAUGAAGGAAGCAGGAGAUAUUUUUUCGCUUCGUUGGCGUAAUGCGAUGCGACUGCGGACCAAAUCAGAAUCCUUCAAAGAAGAGCAGCGAAGAUGGAGAGAGGAGGAACGGGGAGAAUUUAACCUGUUCCCACUUGGUGUUGGUGGAGUCCCUGAGCAAGAUGCUGGAGUUAGAGAGGAAUGCUUAUCAGAUUGGGAGCGCGCGUGGACCAUACAAGGGUUGAGUGAGCAAUACAGAGAAAACAGGGAAUGGUCAGCAGAAGAAUUUCGUCUCUAGACUACUUCUAGUUAAAUUGCAAUCAGCGUCCUUAAUGGUUAUAAUCCAAAAGCUGUAGUAAGUCAAAGACUUUAUCCAGCAUUUAUAAUGAAAAAUGGAAAAAGCUUAAGCUCUAAGACAAAAGUACCCACCAAAGAACUGAAAAAUGAGUAAAUGUACAUUAGGUUCUUUCUUGUUUCUUCGGAUACCAGAAAUUUGUCCACGACGGAGAAGUUCCAGAUCCUAGUAACGUGAUCGCGUC
Amoebophrya sp. A25 is the source of this 754-nucleotide messenger RNA. NCBI's taxonomy places the organism in Eukaryota, Dinophyceae, Syndiniales, Amoebophryaceae. The record is from the annotation of a GenBank genome assembly.